Molecule: messenger RNA, 2676 nt
Organism: Lotus japonicus
Lineage: Eukaryota; Viridiplantae; Streptophyta; Magnoliopsida; Fabales; Fabaceae
Product: probable glutamate carboxypeptidase LAMP1
Exons: 13
Coding region: 175-2298 (707 amino acids)
Molecular function (GO): carboxypeptidase activity
Source: RefSeq, a predicted model, not a curated record
GUGUGAGAAGAUAACUUCUUCUUUUGGAAAAUCGUGUUUGAACAAGAACGAUUUUCCAUCUAUUUAUAUCUCAUCCUUUGUCUCUUCCGGUGCUUAACAUGUUCCAUAUCAAAUACAGUGUAACACCCUCUAUCUUUGUCAAAAUCACAAGAACAUAGCAGGCUAGUAGUUGCAAUGAUCAUGAAACCAUGCACUUUCUUACUAGCCAUAGCCACCUCUUACUUGUUACUUCUCGUUAAUGCAACCCCAAAAUCAACCUACCAUUCUCUCUUCAUCUCCAAUUCCCUAUCAGACAAUGCCUCCAUAGCCAACCACCUUCAAAUUCUCACCCGCAGACCUCACAUAGCAGGUUCUGAAGCAAACGCUGAGGCUGCAGUUUAUGUACGCUCAGUCCUCACCUCCUUCAACAUACCAACUCACUUUGCUUCCUACCAAGUUUCCCUCACACUCCCUCUUUCUCGCUCCUUGGUGCUCACAAACUCGCCAGCACCAGAAACAGCCACCAACUUUACUCUCCGUCAAGAAAUCUACAAGGGUGAUCCUUAUGCUGAUGUUGCAGACCAGGCUGUUCCAACAUUCCACGCCUAUGCCAAGUCAGGCGCCGCCACCGGACCAGUCGUGUACGCGAACUACGGAAGGGAGGAGGACUAUUUGACACUCACACAGAUUGGGAUCAACGUUUCAGGCACUGUUGUAUUGGCGAAGUAUGGGAAAAUCUUUAGAGGCGACAUUGUGCAGAAUGCUUAUGAUGCCGGAGCUGCAGGGGUGGUGAUAUAUUCAGAUAGGAAGGACUGCGGUGGCGCUGGCAAGGCGCGGUGGUUCCCUGAUGACAAGUGGUUGCCGCCGAGCGGGGUUCAGGUGGGGUCGGUGUUUUUGGGGAAAGGAGACCCUACAACGCCUGGUUGGCCCAGUUGUGGUGAGUGUGAGAGGCUGACUCACGAUGAGGUUGAGAAGAGAGGUGAUGUUCCUCUAAUACCUUCAUUGCCGGUGUCUGGUGAAGAUGGUGACAAGAUAUUGAAGUCAAUUGGUGGCCCUGUUGCUAAGGAUGACUGGCAGGGAAGCCAAGAUGCACCUACUUACCGGGUUGGACCAGGACCAGGAAUUUUACACCUCAAUUAUACGGGACAGGAUAUUAUAGCCACAAUUCAAAAUGUUAUUGGUGUGAUUGAAGGAGAAGAAGAGCCUGAUAGAUUUGUGAUUCUAGGCAAUCAUAGGGAUGCAUGGAGUUAUGGUGCAGUUGAUCCCAAUAGUGGAACUGCAGCACUACUUGAGGUAGCGGAAAGAUUGAGGAAGCUUCAGAAAAGAGGAUGGAAACCUAGAAGAACAAUUAUCUUAUGCAAUUGGGAUGCUGAGGAAUACGGUCUUAUAGGAUCAACGGAAUGGGUAGAAGAGAACAGAGAAAUCCUUGCUUCAAGGGCGGUUGCUUACUUGAAUGUUGACGCGGCAGUUGGUGGACCGGAGGGGUUUCAGACCAGUGCCACUCCACAGCUUGAUGAAUUGAUCAAAAGAGCAACUCAGCAGAUUAAAGACCCAGAUAACUCAUCUCAGACCAUUUAUGAUUCUUGGACUGGUUCAAGUAGUUCCCCUGUGAUUGGAAGGUUAGGAGGUGGAGGAUCAGAUUAUGCAGCUUUUUUGCAGCAUGUUGGAAUUCCAGCAGCUGGCAUAUUUUUUGGUAGUACAGGUUACCCAGUAUACCACUCACUAUAUGAUGAUUUCACCUGGAUGCAAAACUUUGGUGAUCCUAUGUUUCAAAGGCAUGUUGCAGCUGCAAGUGUUUGGGGUCUAGUAGCGCUUUGGCUAGCAGAUGAGGAAUUCAUACCUUUUGAUUAUGUUUCCUAUGUUAAGGAGCUCCAGCUUAGCUUUAAGGUACUGGAAAAUGAGAUUUCAAACAAAGAUAUAAAUUUGACUCCCAUACUGACCUCCAUCAAGGAGUUUGAGAAAGCAGCAAUUAUGAUAAAGAACCAGAGAAAGAAAUUAGAAGCAAGUAAAGGAUGGACAACAAAGAAGGAGGACCAUUAUUUUAAAGUGAGAGAGCUGAAUGAUAGACUGAUGAUGGCUGAGCGUGCAUUCACUGACAGAGAUGGUCUCUUUGGAAUGUCAUGGUAUAAGCAUUUGAUAUAUGGACGAUCGAAACACAAUGGUUAUGGCUCCCAAUCUUUCCCUGGAAUUGAUGAUGCUGUAAUAAUAGCAAAAGAUACAAAGACUGUAGAAUCGUGGCUUCGAGUACAACACGAAGUAUGGAGAGUCUCAAGAGUUAUCAAACAGGUCUCGUUAGUUCUCUCGGGUCAACUCACAUGAAUGAAGAUUUACAUUUUCUGGCUCGCUAUGGCCAUGAGUUUUGUGAGCUGAACUUUGAUGCAGAGCAUGUUCCCCACCCUCUUCUGUCUUAUUUACUAAAGGAUGUAAUAGGGGUUUCUUCCCCCAGAUUGGUAUAGUUUUGUAUCUCUGGGCUUUAGCCCUCUUUGUAAUAAAAAAAACGUUAGUGAAAACAUACGAUUAUAUAUAUGCAGUCUAAUAGAAAUGCGUCAUAACCCCUUUCAUCCUUGUUUGUGCCUAUGCAAACCAGAAAACAGAAUAGUUUUCACUCCAUGCCCCUUUGUACCCUCUCAUUUCCCUUUUUUUCCUAAUGUUAGUCUUUCAUUUCCCCUCGUUAUCAAACACAUGCAAAUUUAGGCA